Molecule: messenger RNA, 1071 nt
Organism: Miscanthus lutarioriparius
Lineage: Eukaryota; Viridiplantae; Streptophyta; Magnoliopsida; Poales; Poaceae
Source: the annotation of a GenBank genome assembly
AUGGAGGGUACUUUCAGCGUGCCGUAUUACGAGUGGCUCAAGCCACGGUCGUCGUCGUCAUCGCCGCCACCGUCACCAUCCUCCUCCUCGUCGACGUCUUCGACGACGCUCUCAACGCCAUCGAUGGACAAAUUAGCCGCCGUUGAUGGCCAUGAUGAGCGCCACACCAUGACGUGCUUGCCGCUUCUUGGUAGGCUUGAAGGGAGGGCAACGACUCCUGAUCGUGGCCAUAAUCCUAUCAAAGAGGAGCUGAGCAUCGGCACGCGGGAAAAAGAGGCCGCCGGUGUUGACCUGAACAUCGGCUUGCCGGCGACUGGGGGCGGUAGUUCUGAAGAGGCGCCCAUGGACGAGGAAGACGACGAUGAGGAGGAGGAGGAUUUCGAGGAGGAAGAGGACGACGACAAAGCAGGGAGGCAUGAGAAGUGCAAGGUGGAAGAAGAAGCGGGCGGCGGAGAGCCACAGCACGGUGAGAUGGUGAUGGAGUCCGUUGUUGAGAGAUCCGAUUACCUGCGUGUGGGUGGGGAGGAGGGCAUCAAGGGCUUCAUCGGCAGCCGCGGCCGGCGGUACUGGAUCCCGACUCCGGCGCAGAUACUCGUCGGCCCAGUGCAGUUCAUCUGUCAUGUCUGCAGCAAGACAUUCAACAGAUACAACAACAUGCAGCUGCCGUGCUACUGCUGCGCGGCCGGGUGCCGCAACAACGUGGCGCACCCGCGCGCGCGCCCGCUCAAGGACUUCCGCACGCUGCAGACGCACUACAAGCGCAAGCACGGCGACAAGCACUUCGGCUGCCGCCGCUGCGGCAAGCCCUUCGCCGUCAAGGGCGACUGGCGCACGCACGAGAAGAACUGCGGCAAGCGCUGGUUCUGCGCCUGCGGCUCCGACUUCAAGCACAAGCGCUCCCUCAACGACCACGUCCGAUCCUUCGGCGGCGGCCACUUCUCCGUCACGCCCGACCAGCAGGCGGCCACCGCCACGGCCGUGCCGCCGCCGCUGCUGAUGAAGCCCAAGGAGCGGAUCAUACGCUUCGAUCAGGGAGCGGCGCCAUGGAAUGGAGCCCACGCCCAUGCAUGA